This is a messenger RNA of Bursaphelenchus okinawaensis, 1003 nucleotides long. The record is from the annotation of a GenBank genome assembly. NCBI's taxonomy places the organism in Eukaryota, Metazoa, Nematoda, Chromadorea, Rhabditida, Aphelenchoididae.
AUGAACAAGAUCAAGUUCGAGGUUUCGGAUUUAUUGGAAUGUUCUGAUUACGUACCGAAUUCUGAAGUUAAUGACGUAAACAAGGAGAAUCAAUUAGGACCUAGAGAAAAGGAGAUAGGGGAGCAACCAGAGAAGCUAACAGAAUUAGAAGUAAGUUCUGAUUUAUUCAUCUUUUUUAAUAUUUUUUGAGCAUAGGUAAUAUAAUUUUAGUUCCGGUUUUUGUUAUUUUUGGAAGUUGUUUCUAUAUUGACCGUUCAACUGAUCUUUUACGUUUUCUUUAUAUUAUUUUAUAUUUAGAAAGUAUUUAGUUUUUGAUUUAUAAUGAAUUUCUGUUUAGGUACCUCUACAAACCGAUAUUUUUGGUAAAGAACCCGACGUGUCAACUGAAAAACCCAAACGUGGAAGAAAACGGUCGCUGAAGGACUCAAAUUCAACGAAAGAGAAGCAGCCGAGAAUUUCAUUGCCAUUACAUCCUACUAUUUUCACAUACUCCCUUGAUGGGCAGUUAUGUCGGACUGAGGAAGGCCGAAAACUUAUGGAACUGUUGCGAGAAGGUGGUUGGCCUGGUGCAGCCGGAAUAAAGACGUUGUGUACGAUGGUAUGUGAUCCUGUGUUGGAUUAUUGUGCGAAGUAAGCUAUUUUUAUUGUUUAUAAACUUUAUAUUGCAUUGGUAUUAUAGUAUAGUUUUCAAUAGUCGAUUUCUUAAAAAUUUUUUUGGUUAUGAAGACUAAGUAUGUAAAACUCUACUAUGAUGUAAAAUUUUGUUUUUUAUUGUUGAUAUUGUCAAAUAUUUAAGGAGGAAAAUAUAUUGUUUUGUUAUAGAAAGUUUUAUCCAACAAGAGGUGAACAACGAGAAUAUUUGACACAUUUGCUGAAGGGAUUUCCACAAGCCAAUAUUGACAUUCUGGUCAGCCGAAACAACGACAAGGGAUAUAUGGAGAAGGCUGUUUACAAUAGAAGGCGAAUGAGGCAAUGUAAAGAGAAGACUGGCGAAAAUAUUUGA